Molecule: messenger RNA, 1512 nt
Organism: Amaranthus tricolor (Joseph's coat)
Lineage: Eukaryota; Viridiplantae; Streptophyta; Magnoliopsida; Caryophyllales; Amaranthaceae
Product: TITAN-like protein
Exons: 8
Coding region: 40-1335 (431 amino acids)
Source: RefSeq, a predicted model, not a curated record
AAUAGGGUUCAUGAUCACAAAAAAGUGUGGGAAAAGAAGAUGAAGAAGAAAGCGAAUAGGGAAACAUCAGAGUAUGAACUCUGCAAAUUAUGCAGAAUUAAUCACAAUCAAGGUCGUCGCCAUAAUUUCUUCCCUCGCCAUAGAAAUUCCCUUUCUUCCUUCCUUUCUCGCUUUCAUCAAAAGCUCUCUUCCAUCAGAUCCUCACUCCAAAACCCUAGCUUACGACUUCCUUCUCAGCCUUCAACCGAUCGUCUUUGGUGCGUCUUUUGUGAUUUUGACAUUGACGAGUCUGAGAGUUCCUUUCUUAGAAGUAAUGCAAUAAAGCAUUUAGCAAGCAAGGAUCAUUUGAAGAAUUUGAAGCAUUUUCUGUGGAAGUAUGGAGGUGGCAUGGAUAAACUGGAUUCUUUUAGAAUUACUGAGCCUGAGUUAGCUAAGUGGGAAAAGAAGUGUGAAUCAUUGAUGGCCACUCCAUCAUCAAGCGAGACAUAUUGUGGCUCUUCAUAUGGGCAAUCAAAUGAUAUCCAAACAAAUUAUGAAGUCAUGAAUAGUUUUAAACAAAAUGAUAUUCAAUUACUUGAAUCAAGUAUUUCAAAAGAUGUUAUGCCUUUACUAUAUUCCACAAAUGAGAAUUGCCAGGUAUAUCAUCCAGAUAUUGCACAGGCUGGCAAAGUUGGUCCAGUGUUUUCUGAUGUUGCUUCACAUUCACCCGGCACCCCAGAAUCUAUCUUGGAAAGUAGGUGCUUAACAUGUCAAAGUAGGCAACAACCCUCCACUUUGAGUGCAUCAACUUUGUCGGCUGAUGAUCUUGUUAAAACAGGGGUGUGUCAAAGUAUUGCCAUCAGGGACCCCAUUGCUAAGGGUUACCAGAGUCUCACUCAAAUUUCUUCUGGAGGUUUGGUGGAUAUCAAACAAAAUGUUCAUUCUGAGGCAGUGCCUCCUUGGCUUGAAGGAAUCGGGCCAUGUGACGGACAAUGGAGUGGGUCUAGAUUGAUUGGUGCUCAAAACAAUAUUAAAAAAACCAGUAAAUUAAAUCCCAAGAGGGUAGGAGCUGCAUGGGCAGAGAAAAGGAGACUGGAACUGGAGAUGGAGAAGAAAGGUGAAGUAACUGUUAAUGGGGUGAAUGAUAACUGGCUUCCGAAUUUCGGUAGAGUUUGGCAAUCAGGUAGUCGUAAAGAAUCCAUGAAAGAAUUUAAAAAGGAAAAGCUAAAUGUGCCGGUACCUGAAAGUCAAGCUGAGUCUGAGCCUGAGAUCAAGUUACAUCCUUAUAUCAGUAAACGAAUGCGACGAGAUACAGACAAUAAAGCAGAUGUUCAGAACAUCUGUGAUACCGUAUAAUAUUAAUGAACUCCUGGUGACAAGUGUGAAUAAUACAGGUGUAUCCUCCAGAAAAAAAGUGAUUCCUGCAGCAUUUUUCUUUGCCAGAUGAAGGUAUUCGGGUUCCCAUCCAAAGAUUAGGAGGUUACAAGGUGCUCUCCGAGUGAUGAUAUUUGAUAUAAACUGAUAUUCCUUUUU